AUGGCGAUUCCAAACCCUUUCGUCGUGUACAAACGCGACGCCAGGCAACUCGCAUACUGGAUGAUCCACGCAUCCAACUUUAUCUUCAAGACACGGAAAAGGGACCACGGCGCUUGGGAGUCGCCUAUCGAGUUCAACACAACCGGACAAAUCCAUGUCGACGAUUUCCCAACGGUCGCAAAGUUCGUGAUCAAGCACAUGCAGGUGAUACCGCCUGCUAUAUUCCGCCUAUUUAGGUCCGUCAUCGACGCGAGGACGGAGCAUCUGGCCUUCUUGCGACGCAUCGUAAGCGAGGAAGACCCUCAGUACGGCAAAGACAUCAAGAUUCACGAUACGUUUGUCCGACUCGUUACGGAGGCUUUCGUUGCCCUCGGCGGAAAUGCCUGGGUAGAGACCGAGCAGCCACGAGGCGGGAAAGGUCGACCGAAUACCAGCAACUUGACUCCAGAAAAACUAGCCGACUUCAUCAAUUUCUCAGCAUUGGAUCUAAAAAGCCUCAGCCUUGACAGCUCAGAAGAGAAUUCAAGUGACGCCGUCCCUGUUCCUCUUCGUGGAUCCCAAAGGCGAGCCCAAGCGAAAUCGGGUAGAGGGGGCAAGGGCAAGAAAAAGCCGAAGAAGGCUCCAGGUGCCCUCUUGAACCAGGUGCCACUUGAGCAAUGCAGCAUCGUCGAAGUCAAUGGCAUUGGAGAAGCCGAGUCAUUCAUGGCUGCUUGUGCAAUCGCCAAAGAGUGCGUCAUCCUCAGAAACUAUCUCCAGAAUAUCUGGCGCGAGGCAGCGUACUUCUUCGGCGAGGUUCCAGAGUUACAAUCGUACGAGACGUUUCUGGCGGCCAUCAUCCGUGGAAACCUCGAGGCUGCACAAGGCUCAUUCAUCAAAGCUUUGGCAAAACUGAGUCCGGUAAGCCAGCAUGAAGGAACCAAGACGACCUCUAUCGACUUGAAAGAGUACAUUCAGCUUGGCACCUACCGAGAUCUUGUUGAUUUCAUCGAAGACUAUCAACAGUCAGAGGAUGGGAAGCCUACUACGAAGAUGCUUGUCAAGAUCAAAGACUGGGAUCCCACGCUAGACUUACAACAUACUACGAAGAGGGAAAGAUUGAAGUGGCGGAGAUCAUACACAAUCAACUGGCUCUAUGAUCUCGUCAACUCCUAUACAGCCCCUAAACGCCGUGAUGGAGAAUGGGUGCGACUUGAAAACUUACCCAACUGUCCAUUGAUGGGCUCUGAACCGCUUCUUGGUCUUCAGGAUUUCGCAUGUUUUGUUACUUCGUUAUUAAUGAAGAAGCCAGGAACGGAUUUUAUCCAAGACAUCAUGCCUCAUCGCGUCUUUCAGCUACAAUGCAUUGUCGAUGCUUUCACCGUAUCAUGUGGCUGGACCAACACCACUCGGCGGGGGCACGUCCUUGGACCACGAUCUCCUGAUAUGUUUGGUCCGAUGAAAGACAUUGAUGGGUUUCUGGGACGGAGACCCGUAGGAAACAGCAACCAGGAGCGCAGCGGCAAUGGCAAAGACAGAGGCAAAGGCGGUACAAAGCUGUACAUCGGUGACAUUGAACUGUCUAUCGGCGACAACACAAACGAUGACGGCAAUAUUCAUAACGACGACAAGAAGUUGGGGGUCAGCAAUGGACUUCUUCGGUCUGCCAACUUGAUGGCUCACUUUUACGGGGCAGAACUCCGUAACGCGCAUAGGCAACCCAUGAUGGGUUUCUUGAGCGUCUUUUGCAAAGAAUUCGACUUCCUGGGCCAGUCAGUACCAAUGACUGGCGACAUACUCCCAACAUCCCGCUUCGAUCAUACCGGACCCAAUGGUAUGUGGAGAUACUCUCCGUACCUCUGUGGCGUGGGAGUUAUGGAGGGCCUGGAAAGGGUUUACCGCACAAGCAUGCUCAUCUGGGACAACCUAGAGGAACCGACGGCAAUGAUACAUCUCCACAACAUGCUUGUACAGCGUCAGCAUAUUAAACAGCCUUUGGCUCACUAUCAAGUACUACAAGACAUGUUUCAAGACAGCUUCUUUCUUGACGGCGAAGCUCCACGGUCCAACUUUGCUGAAGCCUUUCUUGGUAUUGGAGAGCUCCUCUGGGGUGCUGAAAGAGCGAAACAAGAGCCGGCCCUCCCGGCAUCAGCGGGAUACCAUCGCUCAAUCGACGUUGGCAGAAACUUGGCCUUCAAUACCAAGUCUCAUUUGUUGCUUUACCGAGAAGCGAAUUGGCAUGUUGAAUGGAUACCGGACAAGGAACUCAACCCAUGGACUCGUUUGGCCUUGCUACGCGCUUCGAGACUGGUUGCCUGUUCUCCUCUGAAUCGCGUGACCACGGAUCAAGAAAACAUACUUGAUCGUGUCAAGAAAGCUUUAGGUGUAGACGAUCAAGAGCUACUGUCCCGAAGGAACGCCCUGUUGAAGAAGCUCGGUCAAACACAGUCUAACCAGUCCAGUACCGGCCCGAACGGUAUGCCGGUUGAAGUCGUGUCCGGGGAUCGCGUUAAGCCUAGUCGAGUGCAAAUACUCGAUUUGAUCAAAAAGGACUUGUACGACGAUAUUUGUGGGAACCGCUCCUACUCCACGCUCAACUACAUACUGUUGUAUGUCAAUAUGAUCGAAACCUUUGAGAAGAUCGAAUAUGAACUUGCAAGAGCACAAGAUUCCGACUGCCAGAGCAUCCUGGAGUUGGAGACAAGACUUCGCAUGGUUGAUGGAUUGCUGCGGAAAGAGCGAGAAAGGGAAAGCGUCAAGAUUGUCGCAAAGGUCUUGGAAGCUCAGAGAGAGUUGCCAUGUCGCUAUCCCCGGAACGAGAAGCCAGUGAUACCAUCGCCUCGAGGAGAGGAUGACUUGGAUUAUGACGGAGACGAGAUGUUGUGCUCAGUCAUGUGA
Molecule: messenger RNA, 2874 nt
Organism: Colletotrichum fioriniae
Lineage: Eukaryota; Fungi; Ascomycota; Sordariomycetes; Glomerellales; Glomerellaceae
Source: RefSeq, a predicted model, not a curated record